AGAUAAGAUUACACGUGCACGGUGAAGAUGGGCCCGCUGACCACAACCCUAUAAAUACUGCGGUUCGAUAACGUCGCGCAUGUGGCACAACAGUGAAACGCUCGCGACGUGAUGAAAGCUGCGCCAGGUUUGGUUUGUCUUUUGGUGGGCAUCGUGUUGGCCCGGGAGUUACCGCAGCAGGAUCGUUCCCAGCGAGUGCUUCGUGCUCAGAACGUAUGGGAGCGGCUCCAUCGGGAGCCUCCGAUUCGUGGAGGUUCCCCCGCGGCGAGGGCUGGCCCAGUGACGACGAAGUACAUUAUGCAGCGUUUGGAUCACUUUGACCCUCAAAACGUGAACAAGUGGUCGAUGCGUUACAUGGAAAAUGGUGAACACUAUGUGGCCGGUGGACCACUUUUCAUCUACGUCGGCGGUGAGUGGGAAAUCUCCGAGGGAAGCAUCUCCCGCGGUCACGUGUACGAUAUGGCGAGUGAGCUGAAGGGCUACCUGUUCUACACCGAGCAUCGUUUCUACGGCAAGAGCCACCCAACGGUCGACACACGCACUGAUAAACUGAAGUAUUUGAACAUCGAUCAAGCCCUGGCGGAUUUAGCCCACUUUGUGGUGGAGAUGCGCAAGACUAUUCCUGGGGCAGAGAAGUCCGGUGUUAUCAUGAUUGGAGGCUCGUACUCGGCCACGAUGGUGUCCUGGUUCCGGCAGAAGUAUCCCCAUCUCGUGAAUGGAGCGUGGGCCUCAAGUGCACCCGUGUUUGCCAAGGUGGAAUUUACCGAAUACAAGGAAAUUGUGUCUGAAAGUAUCCGACUGGUGGGAGGUCAGAGUUGUGCCGAUCGUAUCGAGAGGGCUAUUAAGCAAACGGAAGAAUUGUUGGAAAAAGGCGAAUACGCGAUGGUCGCUCAACAGUUCAAACUGUGCAGCGACGUGGAUCUGUCCAAGCCGCUCGAUAGCAUGAACUUCUUCAGCAGUCUUUCGGACGAGUUUGCCGGAGUGGUCCAAUAUCACGAUGCCGGAGAUAUUGAGGGUUUGUGCCAGGUCAUUGAAGACUCCACCAUCACGGACGACAUGCAGGCGCUGGCUAGGAUCGUAACGCAAGGGCUGACGUCGACGAACUGCAACAGCUACGGGUACAAGGCAAUGGUUGAUUACUACAAAAAUACCGCCUGGGACCAUGGAGCUUCUCAGAGUUCGAUGCGCCAGUGGCUAUACCAGACCUGUGCCGAGUACGGAUGGUACCAGAUUUCGGGAUCGCCCAAACAGAUCUUUGGCUCCAACUUCCCGGUCGAACUGUUCGUGAAGCUGUGUGGCGAUCUGUACGAUGGAUUCUUCGAUGAGUCGAGACUCCAGAACAAUGCCGACAGAACGAACGUAAUCUACGGUGGUUGGAAUCCGGAGGUAACGAACGUUUUCUUCACCCACGGUCAGAUAGAUCCCUGGCGUGCAAUGGGAAUCCAGCAGGAUCUAAACGAUCAGUCACCGGCUGUAGUGAUUCCAGGAGCUUCCCACUGUGCCGAUUUGAGCUCCAUAACUCCGCAAGAUUCAGACGAAAUGCGUGCAGCCAAGGAGAAGAUUCUGGAGUUGGUUAAGAAAUGGUUGGCUUAAGAUGUUGGUUUUCCGAUUAAACUCACACUGGGAGUUUGUGUGUGCGUGCGUGCAAACGUGUCACGAAGAAAAACA
Anopheles stephensi (Asian malaria mosquito) is the source of this 1668-nucleotide messenger RNA. Its product is annotated as putative serine protease K12H4.7. Bases 112 to 1593 code for a protein of 493 amino acids. Gene Ontology annotation, biological process: proteolysis. The transcript is spliced from 7 exons. The record is from RefSeq and is a predicted model, not a curated record. Gene Ontology annotation, molecular function: serine-type exopeptidase activity; dipeptidyl-peptidase activity. Lineage: Eukaryota; Metazoa; Arthropoda; Insecta; Diptera; Culicidae.